Messenger RNA from Amorphotheca resinae ATCC 22711, 2213 nucleotides. RefSeq lists its product as hypothetical. The coding region runs from base 85 to 1731 and encodes 548 amino acids. Gene Ontology annotation, cellular component: mitochondrion. Gene Ontology annotation, molecular function: D-lactate dehydrogenase (cytochrome) activity; FAD binding; D-lactate dehydrogenase (NAD+) activity. The transcript has 2 exons. The record is from RefSeq and is a predicted model, not a curated record. Lineage: Eukaryota; Fungi; Ascomycota; Leotiomycetes; Helotiales; Amorphothecaceae. Gene Ontology annotation, biological process: lactate catabolic process.
GAGACAGUAUAUGCGCAGAGUCGAUCUAGAUCUACGGAAAGUCGAGUAGCAUUACAGGAACCCUUGCAAUCCCUGCCACGGAACAUGUCCCUCUGCAUGUCGGCCCAGAAGGUCCCGAGGGCGGCCAGGUUCCUCGCUUCCAGGUCUCUUCAGCCGAGCCCGUGUCGUAUUACCCCGCCGUGGACGAGCAACUCGAUAUCGAGGUGUCGAUGGAGCAGCUCAGACGCAUCAGCCGUCUCGCGUGGGCAGGGCAAAGGCAAACCUGCCGUGAGAGCGGCAGCGAGCAGAUGGACUACAUUUCAAGUCCUGAGUCUGGUUGCAGCGGCGGGAUGUCUGACUUACUAUAUUGCUACAGUGCAGUCGCAGUUGGGGAGGGUGAAAGAGAAGGAUUAUUCAAAUCCCGCCAAGUUUGGCGGCCAGCCAAAAUAUGCCAAUCUCAACGACAUGGAAGCUGCCAUCAAGGAAAUCCGUCAAGCGAUAGGGAAUGAGGAUACCAUCUCGACCGAUCCUGAAGACCUGAAAGCUCACGGUUAUUCAGAAUGGUCCUCAACCAACGUCGAUAGUCUCCCCGUCGCAGUAGCGUAUCCAAGGUCUACGGAGGAAGUAUCUCAAAUUGCCAAAAUCUGCUACAAAUAUCGAGUACCCAUCAUCCCUUUCUCCGGAGGAUCCAGUCUCGAAGGCAACUUCUCAGCCCCUUAUGGGGGCAUUUCCGUCGAUUUCGCAUUCAUGGACCAGAUUCUGCAAUUCAAUCAGGAGGAUAUGGAUAUUGUCGUCCAGCCCUCUGUUUCUUGGAUGGAAUUGAAUGAGGAGUUGGCCAAACGCCAGUCCGGACUCUUUUUCCCUGUCGACCCCGGUCCCAGUGCAAGAAUAGGGGGAAUGGUGGGAACGAACUGCUCUGGGACUAAUGCUGUUCGCUAUGGUACCAUGAAGGACUGGGUAAUCAAUCUCACUGUUGUUCUUGCAGAUGGUACUAUCAUCAAGACCAAGCGUCGUCCGAGAAAAAGCUCAGCUGGAUAUAAUCUCAAUAGUCUCUUUGUAGGGUCAGAAGGUACACUCGGUUUGGUGACCGAGAUCACUCUGAAGCUCGCGGUAGUGCCACAAGAAUACUCGGUUGCUGUCGUCACGUUCCCUACAAUCCGAGAUGCGGCGUCAGCUGCCGCCGGGGUUAUGAGGGCUGGUAUACAGGUUGCAGCUAUGGAGAUUAUGGAUGAGGUCCAGAUGAAAGUUGUCAACUUGUCAGGGUCAACGGCGCCAAGAAAAUGGAAAGAGUUGCCGACUCUCUUCUUCAAGUUUAGUGGAACGAAAGCUUCUGUUAAGGAGAAUAUAGCUAUGGUGUCAGCAAUUGCAAAGGCCCACAAAGGUGGAGACUUUGAAUUUGCCAAGGAUGCAAAGGAGCAAAAGCUUCUCUGGUCUGCGCGAAAAGAGAGUCUCUGGUCGAUGCUGGCCUUGAGGAAGGAGGGUAGUGAGGUCUGGAGCACGGAUGUUGCAGUACCGUUCUCAAGGUUGGCUGAUAUCAUCGAGGUCAGCAAGAAGGAGAUGGACGAUCUAGGAUUAUUUGCGAGCAUCUUAGGGCACAUUGGAGAUGGGAAUUUCCACGAGAGUAUUAUGUACGACUCGACGGUUGAGGGGGAGAAGGAGAAGGUGGAAAAAUGUGUGAAGAAUAUGGUAAAUAGGGCUCUCCAAAUGGAAGGAACCUGCACUGUGAGUCCAUCCCCUUGUACGCAUAUUUAAAUUGAGCUGAUGCGGGAGUCAGGGUGAGCAUGGCAUCGGGAUCGGGAAGAAGGAGGCAUUGCUGAUGGAGCUUGGAAAUGACACCCUUGGUGUAAUGAAAUCCAUUAAACAGGCUUUGGAUCCAUAUUGGAUUAUGAAUCCUGGGAAAAUAAUCGAUAUUCCUUCAUAGCGGUUGACGUUCUUCGGGGUGUUCAACUCAGGACAAAGUAGACUUGGACACUACUUUGGGUUAUUGUUAAUUUCUGCAUAUUGGUCAAAUCUCGGUGCGCGGUUAUGCAUAUUUGUUUGUUUCUCGUCAGUUCUGCGUUUGCAUGUCCUUCUACUCGGUGCACAUGAAAGCGGAUAGGAGGAGCAGUGGUAGAAUGGAACGCUACAUAAUUGCAUUGUCAUGGAUACUCUUACAUAGAUAGAUUCCUACGCUCCUCACGACUGCACUGUCAAGGCAAUAUCUACGAGAAUACGACACUACUUAUAUUCCUGUG